Molecule: messenger RNA, 6605 nt
Organism: Liolophura sinensis
Lineage: Eukaryota; Metazoa; Mollusca; Polyplacophora; Chitonida; Chitonidae
Product: centrosomal protein of 192 kDa-like
Exons: 26
Coding region: 199-6234 (2011 amino acids)
Biological process (GO): centrosome duplication; centrosome-templated microtubule nucleation; mitotic spindle assembly
Cellular component (GO): cytoplasm; centriole; pericentriolar material
Molecular function (GO): protein kinase binding
Source: RefSeq, a predicted model, not a curated record
GCAGGCCUUAACAAAAAGGAUAGUUUUAUCGGUCUUCACAGAAUGUUUUCAGAAUAUACUUGAAUAAACUCUUGCAAACAUGUGAAAAGCUUGAAAACUUACCGGACUUGAAUUUAUUUAUUUUCCAAAACAAGUAUAUCUACUUGUAUAUGUUUCACUAUUGUAGGACACCAGCAACUGUCUUCAGCUGACAAGCCUAUGACCAUGGAGGACAUCAACCUGGAGCAGAAUUUUCCCUCAGCGUCAUCUGAGUAUGUGUCGAAAGAACAGGAGUCAGAGGUUUUCAUAGCCAAUGAGGCAGCCAGUGAUGUCCCCCAGGAAGUAGAUGAUUUGGCAUUGAGUACCAUGUCACGCAUGUCGGAGGCCAGCGAGAUGUCUGGGAUGCUCAGUCUUAGCACCAUCACUAACCUGAUAUCCUCUGCUUCACCUAACUGUAAACCCCAGGACCUUGUCAACAUGGUGCUUACACUGUCCAAUACCAAGGCACAGGAGAAGAAGGGUAAACCAGAGUCGACAGGGAGAUCCUUAGAGACGAUCAGAGAGAGGUCUUCUGUUGAGUUUGAAGACAAGAGUCGUCCCAAACAACAUACGUCUCGCCUACCAGUGCGCACUUCCUCCAGCAGCUCUCCAGGUGACGCAAGCCAGGCACAACGAAAGAACAAAUCUUUGGAGGUGUCCAAGACAAGGAAAACCUCCUCGUCUUCCACAGCUCCGUUCAACCGCAGCCAGCCACUGGGAUCCACAGAUCCGGGGUUUAAACCUGACCAAACUGUGACAUUGAAGCAGUCGAGACUUGAUGGCGCCUCAGGGCUAGCUGUGAACAAUGAAGGAGAAAAGUUGGAUGAUGAAGACGAAGAAGACCCGGAUGACAUCUUUAGUAAUGGCUCCAAACCCCAGCCUGAUGGGCAGGAGUCUGACAGAGGCACACAGAGAACUCCUUCAGUGUCUGGUCAGUUAGCCCCCAGGGACACUAGACCUCAGGUAGGGGGCGGAGAUUUUCAGCCAGCCACUGUCACAAAAGAGAUGAACCAGGAUGAUAAACUGAAACAGGUGAAUCAGUCCCCUGUGUCUCCGCUGAAAGCGAGUGCAGACACCAGCCUGGAGAAAGUCUCGAAGGUCUACUCUCCAAGGCUGUCGGACAUUGCCAGAAACAUGAACGUGGAUUUGUCCAAAGUGGAGCCUUCCCCUGAUUUCACGCUGUCUGAUUACAUCUUAGAAGGGAAUAACCGUAGUUAUUCUCCAGCAGACGGCAGGGACACAAAUGGCGAGAAAUCAACCCCAAAAGCUGAUGUUCAGUGUAGCGAUGCCCACGUGUUUAAAAAACCUGAUGGUUUGCCAAUGAGGAAGAUGGGCUCUGCUUUAGCCAACAAAUCGGCUGUUAACAAACAAGAGAAAUCCAAGCUGUCUGGCGUGGGUUUAAAUAGCUCCAGACAACCCGAGACGAAUAAGGCCAGAGUCACUGUAAAACAUGGAGCCAAUAAAGAGAACCAGCUGAGCACAACGAACAGAUCAACGAUUCCAGACAAGAUUCUGGAAAACAAACGGUUGGGAGACAAAUCUCUGACGUCAGUUUUGUCAAGAACAACAAAACAGGGCUUGAAAGCUUACAAAAACAAUGUUGCACCGCAAAAUCAGCUUUCAGAUCAGAACAGGCCAAUCUCGUCCAAACCUAAGUCUGAUUUUGGUAGGACAGGGAAGCCAACUGCGAGAACAAAACAGCAGAAUAUUGAGGUGUCCAUAUCCUCUCUUGGCCAUUCAAAAGAGCUGGACUCUAAUCCUUCUCCUCCGUCUACAUCGCAAGGACGUCCUCUGCAAAACCAGUUACCCACUACAAGACCUCAGAUAUUGAGCCAACCUCAGCAGCAUCCAACUCAUGUUGCUAACGUAGUUCAACAUCAGCCAUUUACUCCAGUUCCUCAGUAUUCACUUCAUCAAUGCUCUCGUUCUUCCAACAACAUAUCUCAGCCUAAACCUGACUAUCCAAACCCGUGUCACCAGGCGCCACACCCGACUCUUCAGCACCCAACCCUCUCCAGGACAAACCGACUGUCUCAACCCAGCAGUGGUCCCCAAUCCCUUCCAUCGUACCACAAGAUAGCAGCCAGCGAUCUGCAUGCCCCCAAGAACUUCAGCAGCCAGCCUGACCUAGACUUGGAGCUGUGUGCACCCACACCCACCAAGUAUGCCUCCCUGGAAGAUCAGUCGAUGCUCACGUUUGACCACGGUCUUCCAGCCUACCAGAGCACACCUUUCUAUCAUGCUCUCUCCCCAUAUAACACCACGGACAUAGCUACUCAGCGCCCAGAAACCGAGCUGCUGAUGAAGACACCCAGUCUGGCUAAAGACUUUUGUCGCACAGCGCCUGACAGCAGUAAGAUGGUAGAACUGCCCAGCGUUGUGAGCUUCACUGAGGUCUGCUGUGUCGGGGUGUCCACAAAGGCCAUCAUCACUCUCAAAAACACAUCUGACCAUUGGCUUGAGUGUGUGCUGGACAUCCGUGAGCUGACCAUCAAUGAGCAGGAUGUGGACCCAGUGGUCAAACUGCCCUUCAUGUUUAACCAGAAGAUUAUUAUUGAACCUCAGUCAAGGGAAAACAUACCUGUGAUAUUUGUGCCAAAGUGUGAGGGAAGCUAUGUGGGGAGGAUGGCUGUGUUGCCAUGUACAGUGGUGAAGAACAAGAGGAUCAGUAGUCAGAAUGUCCAGCCAGAAUUUGUCACCCUCAAGGCCACAGCCGAGAUGCCAAACAUAGAGGUGCUAAGUGAGAGUUAUCUAUCCUUGGUGUAUGGUGAGCUCAGAUGGGGAAGCUGUAAAGGACUUCCCUUGACUUUGGCAAACCAUGGGAAAGCAACAGUUCCACUACGCCUGUCAAUCUCUGCGAAUAACAGUGGUUGGCACUGCUUUUCGUUUGAGGAAACCAUCUCUAAAGACUUGUCCAUCAUCUCUGGUUCUAACCGUCCCUCCACUCCUGCCCUGAGCAAGACUGUGCUGAAUGUGACACUGAAGGCCAACUCGGAGUCAGACUGCUCAUCUCCUCUCCCACUGAUGGUCUACUGCAAACUCCCACAGAGAGAAUGCACCUCAGCCUCUUUAAGGUCCCCACCUGAGGUGAUCCAGGCAAAGGUAGACAUUGAAGUGGACACUCCCACAUCCAAGCUGCACGUGGGUACAGUAAAUCUACACGCCGAGGCUGGAGAGGUCAAGCUUCUUACUUCCAUCAGGUCUGAGCUUCCGGAGAUAAACUCGUACGGGGAGCGGUCAACAUGCGCGUUCAAGCUUCAGAAUGGUGGUAACAUAUCCAUGAACGUGAGUCUCCAGCCCAGAGAGUACACAGAAGAGAUUAAAGUGAUUCCAGCCAGCCUCAUAGUCAAACCUCAGGAGUUUCAGGAAAUCACGGUUGUUUACCGUCCAAUUUCCAGACUACCUCGUCUUGAAACAGCAUUACUUAUGGCCAUAGAUCCAGAUGGUCCUGUGUUUGAGGUGACAAUUAUAGCCAAUUGCCUGGCAAAAGUGGCAAUGCCUGUCCAGCCUGAGGUACAAAUACUCUGUAACAAGAGUCAUCUGUCAUUUGGUGGCGUGGAAGUUGGAAAAGCCGGUUGUCAGCGGUUAAACGUUGUCCACCAGGCCAAGACACAGAUUAAAUUGAAGCUGGAAGUGACAACAGCUGUUUUCCAGAUUAAAAGUGUGCUAGGCCACAAGGAAGCGCUGAGCAGCGUGAAAGAGGUGUUUGUAAAUCCAGGGGAAGAGUACUCCAUCAAUGUGGCUUUUGUACCAACUACCCUUGCACAAUUCCAGGGUAAACUGAUCAUCAGACAGGAUGGAUCCAGCAAGAAAUACUCUGUUCCUCUCAAUGGCCACGGGGGCACCAGUAAUCUAGUCUUGGAAGAUUCUGCUGACUCCUCCAAGGGAGGGAAUUACUUCAGAAACAUUGGAGAGAUUAAAGUUGGCAGAAACAACGUACAGAGAUUCACAUUGUGGAACAUUGGCUCUCGAGCAGCCUUUGUGAAAGUUUUCUGUUUUUCUGAUUUGACCUGUUCCCAGAUACUGAGUACAAAUGUGGCCAUUGUUCAGCCUAAUGAAUUUGUCAUCAAAGCAGACUCCUGGAAGAGCUUGGUGUUGGUGAUGAAUCCCAGUCCUAUCCAAGCUGCUCGAUGUCAAGACAAGCCAUCAGUGAUCGGGGCGGUGAAGUUCUACUAUGGAGAUGAAAUCAACCGCAUACUAUAUAGAAGGGAGUUGGCGAUGAAGCCAGGUAUGAAGAAAAAUCCAUUUCCGCAAAAUCAUCCCUUAGCCAAGGUGAAUUUGGAUGUGCAUCUACAAGAUGAAACAGACAUUGAAGAAGGUGCAGAAUUGCUACCCAACUGCCCAAAUUACCAGGCCACUUUUCUCAAGGGUAUUUCCCGGAUGGUGUUAAGCCUGGUAGGGGACCCCCCUGCCCCAGAAGCCCCAUAUGAGGACCUGGUGGGGGAUCAACAAACAGGCAAAGUGUCGCACUCUCUGGUCAACAGAAACAGACUGGCUGGCCUGUCCCCAGUCACUAGCCAGGACAGUUCCCAAAGCCAGAUGAUGCCCCACAGGUUCACAGGCAGCCCACAGAGUGAAGACCUGGACAUGUCUGUUGUACCCAGCAAGCCUAUCGUUAUGGCAGGGAUGGAACUCUCACACAACAAGCUUCACAGCAGGGCGGGCCAAGGGAAGACAACUCAGGUCAAACAUCUUAUGAACAGCCUUGAGGUUUAUCCAAAACAGCUGAUCUUAGACUUGGAGGCUGAUGGGAGCUGUAAUAAGAAGGGCUGCAUCCAAGUUGAGAACAUGUCAGAUGUCCAGAUGAGCUUUGAUGUAUCUUGGCCAGACAGAAGACUUGGGGUCGAGUUUGAUUCGGGAAUAUUGCCACCAAGGGCGACCUGCAGCCUUUAUGUCAGCCCCUCCCCCGUGCUGGUCUCUGAGGGAAUAUCUCUACCAUGGACUGGUCGAAUCAGAGUGGACACACAGCUGGAGAGUCAGACAGUCUCUGUUCUGGUGAGAAGUGUUGAGGAGAAAAAAGUUAGCAAUAUAGAGAGUUCUGCAUUUAAUAACCAUGGCAAUGCAAGGAACAGUCAGCAUUGUGCACCUUCAAAACCCAAGACUACUGCUGCAAACAGCAGCAAGCAGAAAUCCUCCCCUCAGGCAGGUGUGUCUGCACAGCGUAAAGCGGCUGACACCAAUAGUAGCCAGCAGAAUAGUCCACCUGUCAGGGCAGCGUCCCUGCCUGGUCAGCCCACACCUGUAGAUUUCCCAGACACUGCACCGUCACGGCGCUCUUACAAUUCACCUACAACAAUGCAACAAAUGACAAAGGCUGAUAAUAAUCAUCAGCCAGGAAAACCCCUGGGUGCUAUAUCAAAGAAUGUUACAAGGCCGUCCCCUACACAUACAAAUAAGCUGAAAAAAGAUGAACAGAGGAGUAAAUUGCCCUCCCCAGCUGAGCAGCAGGUUAUCUUCAACGCCAGUAGAGUGGGAGAGUCUACAGAGACGACAUUUAGCCUGUCUAACACCACAGACAAGUCCAUCAUCUGGACUCUCUCCCCAUUUACCCCUCCCUUCCUCAAGAUACCCGAGACUGGAGAGACCUCCAGCAAGGUCCAGCGUAUUAAAUACGAUGUUUUCAAGUUUUCACGGACAUCCGGCGACCUUCAGCCUCAAGAAAAUAUACAGGUCUUUGUUCAGUUUGAACCACAGGACAUAGGGUACUUCUCUCAAUUCUGGGAAGUCCGGAAAACAAAUGACAAUGGCUGUGAUCAAACCAUUGACAGGGUGCAACUGUUAGGCGAGGCCCUGCCACCAUCCAGCCCUCGGGUGACAAGCCUACAGGAUCACUACCCUCAAACCUCGGACACAACCAUGUCCUCUGUCAGUUCUGACAGGUCCAGGCAAACUCAGCCACCCAAGGAUUUGCAGAACAGCUGUGUGAUUCGCCUGCUCAAAGAUACAUUGGAGUUUGCAGCCUGGGGCACGCGACAGACUGAGGAGUGCAAAGCCCAGAUCAAAAACAAGGACAAUGUCUUACAUAGGAUUGAAAUCAUCCCACCACAGGAUCCGUUUUACUUAAAUCGCACGGCUGUAAAAAUCAGGGCCGGCCACUUUGUAAAACUUCCUAUAGAGUUCAGACCUAGACAAAUAGGAUCUUAUGAGGGAAUAGUGGUCUUCAAACCAGAUGUGGGCCAGAGCUUGAGUCUCCUGUUAAAAGGCACAUGCCGAUGAUGUCAUCACUGCUAACAUAUCAUGUAUUUAUUCUUCUGUUGUAAAAUCACUUCAGAUUGUUUUUUUUUUAGUAUUUUUAGAUAUUGUAGCUGAAAAAAAAUACUAAUUUAUUCAUUUAACUAAGAACAUUUUACAAAAAAGCCUCUUAAAAUUUUUAAAGCGUCCCAUUUUAUUGGUGUAAAAAAUUUUUUUUUUUUAACGUCUAAAAUUACAAAAGUGAAUAUCAUGAUUGGUCUUUGACACUGUACAUACAAGCAUGUACAUGUAUGUUGACUAACGACAACAAAUUAGUCGUGUUGUGAAUUGCAGUCUUCUGUAUUAUAUUGUGUAUAAUUACCAACCUGUGAAGUUUAUAUAUUUUUGCGCUCAUG